AAUUACAAUGACAGUCCAGCGCUAUGCUUGGGCCUUUACAUAUACAUCCAAAAGAAUGUUGGAUUAGACAAUAGGGGGCCGUACUCUAACAAUUUUCAAGAAAGAUUAAAAUCUUAAAUCGGUACCUACAAUGACAAUAAACGUUAGUCGACUUUUUUUUUUUUAAUUUAAGUAAAAGUGGGAGUAACCAAAAAUAAGGCAGAUCGCUUGGGGAACUUCACUUAAGAAUGUGACAUUCAUAUCUGGAGAUUUUUUGACACAGGGUGGCUUUGCGAGGUUUGACUAGGCAGAGAUUAUUACGUCAUCAGAAAAAUGACGCGCCUCUGGUGUGUUUUUGGAUAGACGGCAUUCUCAGAUAAACGCAGAGGCUGGAAAUGCUAAGGUUUAUCUGUCAUGGAUGCAGAUGUGAUACCCAAAUUCUCCUCCAAAGAUGAGGAAAUUGAAUUCUGGAAAGCACUUUGUCUCAAGUACCAGAAAAGCUGUAAGGAGGCACAGGAAGAACUCCUGGAAUUUCAGGAGGGCAGUCGUGAGCUGGAGGCUGAGCUGGAGACUCAGCUGGGCCAGGCUGAACACUGCCUUCGAGACCUGCAGGCAGACAACCAGAGACUGCAGCGCGAACUCGACACUCUUAAGGAGAAGCUGGAGCAGCAGUAUGCACAGAGCUACAAGCAGAUCUCCAUUCUGGAGGACGAUCUGGGCCAGACCCGGAGCAUAAAAGAGCAGCUGCUCAAAUACGUCAGAGAGCUGGAGCAGGCCAAUGAUGACCUGGAGAGAGCCAAGAGAGCUACAAUUACAUCUCUGGAGGACUUUGAGCAGAGACUGAAUCAGGCCAUAGAGAGGAAUGCCUUUCUGGAGAGUGAGCUGGAUGAAAAAGAAUCUCUCCUGGUGUCUGUGCAGAGAUUAAAGGAUGAGGCUAGAGAUCUGCGGCAAGAGCUGGCUGUGCGUGAGAGGCAGCCUGAUUUAACAAGGAUGUCUGCUCCCAGCUCUCCGACUCCAGACAAUGAGAAAACGGAUUCUGCUGUGCAGGCUUCUCUCUCACUGCCUGCAACACCGCUUAGCCAGAGCCUGGACAAUGCCUUCAGUGGUCAGAAAGUGUUGCCUGAUGGGUGUAAUAAUUCAGCCCUUACUCCAGCUGCUAGAAUAUCAGCUCUCAAUAUCGUUGGGGAUUUAUUACGCAAAGUUGGGGCUUUAGAGUCUAAACUUGCAGCCUGUAGAAAUUUUGCAAAGGACCAGGCUGCAAGAAAGAACUAUGUCAUCAACGCCAACGGAAACCUUAUAAACGGGGGGAUUCAUCAAUAUUCACACUCACUGCACAUGUCCUACUUUGACAAGGCCAGAAGAGAGAGAGUCAUUUUCCCUGCAUUUCUAUGGCAGAGCGGUAAAUGGCCUGGACCCUGGUGUCAUGACUGACAACAAUCCACCUUGUACCAACUCUCCCUCAAGCCUGGUGCCCUUCAGUGUGUGAUCCUCUGAUACGCACACUGAAAAAGACUUCUCAUGGCUGCCUACACACAAGGAAAUCUUCCAGAGCACUACAUUACAUACCCAGUCAGACAAUGGUGUCUCCAUUUAUUAUAGUUUUGUCCAGUGGGAGCAGUAAAAUGUUGGCUUCUGUAGGGCAGUAACAGAGUGUGCUAUGCAGCCAGUGGCAGCCUAAAUAGUAGUACCUCAGUCUGUGUUCUCACUGGACUUCUGUAAUGCAUCUUAACUUAGAGCACAUGUUAAUAGUUUCUCAUGUGUUUGUAAAUGUAAUACUUGUUUAAUGCUUGCAUAUAGAAAUCUGCUUGUAAAAAUAUGUAAUAUUUAACUAACCUUUAUUAUCCAUUGCUUAAUUUUUGUUGGAAAAUGAAAAUGUAUUUUAAAAAUGCAUCUAUUUAUUGGUAAACCUGUGAACAAAAUUAGUUGUGAUGCAAAGGGAACGUACACUUUUACACUCUUUCAGUAUCACAGGCUUUACUGUAGACGUGUGUUCAUGGGAUAGCCAGGAAAGGGCUUGAAUUUCUCAUUUUAGACCAGUUCUACCUUAAUGAGCCCCAAAUACCUUAACAGCUUGUGAGUUCCUUUUGAAGGAAGAAAGAAAAACAUGAGAUAAACCAUCAAUAAAGGGUCUAAUGUGGUAUGAUGGUUGUAGGACAGUUAGAAACUUGUGUGCACUCAAGUAUUCACUUAGGUCACCACUUGGGUCAGUGAUGUGAUUCAUAGAAGGAUGGGUAUUUCCUCAUGCCACAUCUUGGUGUUCUCCAUGUUUGUCCGUGUACCUCCAAACAUGACUCGAUGUGAAGUUGCAAUUGUUCCAAUAUUUGAAAGUAAAUUUGUUGAAAAUGUGAUAAAGGGCCUUUUCACAGGUAGCUGUUAAACUUUUAACAGAAUGUUGGCCAUAUCCAUUGUUAAAUUGACAUGACUCAUGAAACGUCUGUCCCUUAAUUGUAAAUUUAAGUCUCAGUUUUUGUUUGAUUUCAGCAGAAAGACAUACUUUCCUGUUAUUGCACUUGUGAAAUACUGUAUUGAAUUUGCUUGAAAUGGCAAGUUUGCUUGUACUUUUUCUAGUGAGUACAAAAUUGUUGUGAAAUGACUGUAUUGUAUUACAGUAAUACACUGCACAGCAACUAAA
Electrophorus electricus (electric eel) is the source of this 2611-nucleotide messenger RNA. It is a transcript of the gene ndel1a, whose product is annotated as nudE neurodevelopment protein 1-like 1a. Gene Ontology annotation, molecular function: microtubule binding. Gene Ontology annotation, biological process: establishment of mitotic spindle orientation; vesicle transport along microtubule; centrosome localization. Lineage: Eukaryota; Metazoa; Chordata; Actinopteri; Gymnotiformes; Gymnotidae. The record is from RefSeq and is a predicted model, not a curated record. Gene Ontology annotation, cellular component: centrosome; kinesin complex; kinetochore.